This is a messenger RNA of Macrobrachium nipponense, 474 nucleotides long. RefSeq lists its product as uncharacterized. The record is from RefSeq and is a predicted model, not a curated record. Bases 1 to 474 code for a protein of 157 amino acids. The transcript has a single exon. Lineage: Eukaryota; Metazoa; Arthropoda; Malacostraca; Decapoda; Palaemonidae.
AUGCCUCCUCCUCCUCCACCUCAUCCUCCUCCAUCUCCACCUCCUCUUCCUUCUUCUUCCUCUUCUUCCAUCAUUCGAACGGGAGUCUCGAACCUUGAGACUAUCUUUUCCAAUCCCACCCGAAAUCCAGAAUAUAUCCCCUCCAUGAUCCCGUUCGCCUUUCCUGUACCGUCUUUCCCGAGAUCCUACUUCUCUUCCUCCUCCUCCUCCUCCUCCUCCUCACAUCGUCCCAAUGGAAAUGAGGGAAGGAGGGAGGGAGAGGAAGGAGGGGGUGGGGGACACAGUAUAAGGCGACGUAACAAGAGUUGCAAUAUUCUGGAAUCUCCAGGGAACUGGAAACGCCAGGGUAUCCUGCAUCCAUCCAGUCUUUCACUCACCCUCCUCCUCCUCCUCGGCUGCUGUGCGAGGAGAAAGGGGAGGAGGAGGAGGAGGAGGAGUCCCUCGGCUUUCCCUGCCACCAUCCUACGCAAGUGA